Talaromyces rugulosus is the source of this 1968-nucleotide messenger RNA. RefSeq lists its product as uncharacterized. Gene Ontology annotation, molecular function: hydro-lyase activity. Lineage: Eukaryota; Fungi; Ascomycota; Eurotiomycetes; Eurotiales; Trichocomaceae. The transcript is spliced from 3 exons. The coding region runs from base 1 to 1968 and encodes 655 amino acids. The record is from RefSeq and is a predicted model, not a curated record.
AUGGCCUGCGAUUCUCAAACCAGUUGCGAGGGCUGCUCUUGCAGUAGCCAGGAAAACAAGAAACCCAUCAACAUCGAGGACUGCCAGGAGGAGCUGCUCGCAUUGCGAAGGCGAACCCAGCAACUGGAGAGCAAGCUCGCCUCGCUCAAGGUCGAUGGAGUAUCGAGAGAAAAGGAAAGCUCACCAAGUCGUGAACUGCGUUCCCGAAAGUGGUUUGGUAAAAAUGUCAAACCGGAGAUGGGGGCAAUCUAUCUUGAGCGAUAUUUGAACUACGGUAUCACGAGGGAGGAGUUGACGUCGGGGAAGCCAAUUAUAGGAAUCGCCCAAUCGGGCUCGGAUCUAGUCCCUUGUAAUAGAUAUCAUUUGGAGCUGUCCAAGCGAAUUCGAGAAGGGAUUCGGUCUGCCGGCGGCAUUGCUUUUGAAUUUCCUAUUCACCCAAUCCAGGAAUCGUCUCGACGACCGACGGCUUGCCUGGACAGGAAUUUUGCCUACCUGGGUCUUGUCGAAAUUCUAUAUGCCUAUCCUUUGGAUGGUGUGGUUCUUUUGACUGGAUGUGACAAGACAACACCUGCAUGCUUGAUGGCAGCGGCCACUAUGAAUAUCCCUUCCUUAUGUCUCAAUGUCGGCCCCAUGCUGAACGGUUACGUUAAAGAGGAGCUGGCUGGCUCCGGAAUGGUCGUCUGGAAAGGUCGUGAAAUGCUGUCUGCGGGAGAAAUGAAUCACGACCAAUUUAUCGACUACGUGUCGAAGGGAGCUCCCUCGGCCGGUCACUGCAACACCAUGGGAACGGCAUCCACCAUGAACGCACUCGCAGAAGCCUUGGGAAUGGCCCUUCCUGGUUCCGCAGCUAUCCCGGCACCCUAUCGAGAGCGCGCGCAAUGCGCUUACGAGACCGGAAAGCAUAUCGUCGAGAUGGUCUUGACGGAUAGAAAGCCGAGCGAUAUCAUGACCCGGGGAGCCUUCGAGAACGCUAUUGUGGUUAAUUCUGCCAUCGGAGGAAGUACAAAUGCCCCCAUUCACGUCACCGCCAUCGCGAAGCACAUGGGAGUUAGCCUAACCAUCGAGGAUUGGGAUCAAGUUGGGUUUGAUACGCCACUUCUACUCAACAUGCAGCCAGCCGGCGAAUACCUGGGAGAAGAAUAUUACCGUGCCGGCGGUCUUCCUGCCAUCAUGGCCGAAUUGCUUGAUGCUGGAAAGCUACGUGCCGAUGUACUCACCUGCACGGGACAAACGGUGGCAGAUAACGUUCGGGGAAAACACUCUUGGGAUCGUCGAGUGAUUCGAGAGUAUAAGAACCCGUUGUUGGUUGAUGCUGGGUUCCGUCAUUUGCAAGGCAGUUUAUUUGACUCGGCAAUUAUGAAGACGUCUGUUAUCUCGGAGGAGUUUCGAAAGAACUUUAUGGAGAAUCCAGAGGACCCUGAUGCUUUUGAGGGACCAGUCGUUGUCUUUGAUGGACCUGAGGAUUAUCAUAACCGAAUUGAAGAUGAAUCAACCCCGAUUGACGAGAGAACGCUCCUUGUGAUCCGCGGUACCGGUCCUCUGGGUUACCCAGGUGCCGCCGAGGUGGUCAAUAUGCACCCACCAGGCCGGCUGCUGAAGAAAGGCGUCCACUCUCUUCCUUGCAUUGGCGAUGGCAGACAAUCAGGAACCUCCGGUUCUCCCUCGAUCUUGAACGCGAGCCCCGAAGCCGCCGCCGGCGGAAAUCUCGGUUUGCUGCGGGAUGGUGAUAAAGUCAGGGUAGAUCUCAGAAAGCGCCGAGUGGACAUUUUAAUCUCGGACGAAGAGUUGAAGAAACGACGGGACGAGCUGGAAAGCAAAGGCGGGUACCAUGGACCGGAAAGCCACACCCCAUGGCAAGAAAUGUUCCGAAAGGAGACCGAUCAGCUUAGUGAAGGCAUGGUCCUUCGAGACGCUAUCAAGUUCCAACGAGUGGCUCAGCGCUGGGAUGAGCCAAGACAUAAUCAUUGA